UCGGCGGCGCGGGCAGCGGACGCGGCUCGCUGGCGCGGUGCGCGCCGUGCGGGAAUCCCUGCGCGGGCGGGAUGGAGGCGGGCGGCGUGGGCGACUCGCUCCUUGCCGGAGCUUGCGUGUUCUUCACCCUCUGCAUGUUCUCCUCCGGCCUCUCGGACUUCAGGCACAUAUGGAAGACUCGGAGCGUGGACCAUGUGCAGUUCCUGCCCUUUCUCACCACGGACAUCAACACCCUGAGCUGGCUGAGCUACGGGGCCUUGAAGGGAGACUGGACGGUGAUCAUCGUCAACGCCGUGGGCACUGCGCUGCAGACCCUGUACGUCCUGAUGUAUCUGCACUUCUGCCCGCGGAAGCGCACGGUGCUCCUCCAGACCACGGCCCUGCUGGGCAUCUUGCUCCUGGCCUUCAGCUACUUCUGGUUGCUGGUACCUGAGGAACAGCAGCUUCAGCAGCUGGGCCUCUUCUGCUGUAUCUGCACCAUCUCCAUGUACCUCUCACCAAUGGCUGACUUGGCCAAGAUCAUUCACACCAAGUCUACACAAGGCCUCUCUUGGCCACUGACCAUUGCUUCCCUCCUCUCCUCUGCCUGUUGGACCUUCUACGGGCUCCGUUUCCAGGACCCUUACAUUACAGUGCCCAAUCUUCCUGGCAUUCUCACCAGCCUCCUUCGCCUCUGGCUCUUUUGGAAGUACCCACAGGAGAGAGACAGGAGCUACCAGCAUUUGCAAACCUGAAGAGGUCCAGCACCUUAAUAUCAAAAUGUUACCAAAGAGAAUGCCUUGUUUCAGCCAUUCCUGCUAUAGAACUCCAAGGCUGUCUCAAAGAGACUUCAAGAAUUGAAGGACCAAAGAAAGAUUCAUUUUGAUGGGACCUGGGAGAUUAAUCACUUUUAUUUUUUAUUAUUUUUGAGAUGACAUUUUUUAAUUUGGGAGGUUGGGGAGAAAUCUUUAGAAUGUGCCUUAAAAUAAACUGUUCGCAACUCCUGCCUCUCAUGA
This is a messenger RNA of Sorex araneus (European shrew), 995 nucleotides long. It is a transcript of the gene SLC50A1, whose product is annotated as solute carrier family 50 member 1. The coding region runs from base 72 to 734 and encodes 220 amino acids. Gene Ontology annotation, cellular component: membrane. The record is from RefSeq and is a predicted model, not a curated record. Lineage: Eukaryota; Metazoa; Chordata; Mammalia; Eulipotyphla; Soricidae. Gene Ontology annotation, biological process: carbohydrate transport. Gene Ontology annotation, molecular function: sugar transmembrane transporter activity. The transcript has 6 exons.